UCAAACUAGCAACGAGACUGCUCGUUUAAACUGUAUGAAAGGCAGAUGAAAUGAGCUCCCGGGAGCAUCUUUCUCUGCCUCUCGUGGUAAAUUUAGGACUCCGUGUGAGGGGGGGGAUUCGUUGACGGUGACAGGUUGUAAAAGAAGGAAUUCCAUCACUAUUUUUAAAGUCACAAGCGGAUCUGGGGGCGUGGAAGGCUGACCACAGACCAUUUGGCUCGUGGAACACCACAUUGAAAGUGGUUUAGCCUAUGUGGAUUGUUGUACCCGCUCUAGCUGCUUGUAAGUGCUCCAGCAUACCCAAAACAAUUUGGACACAACACGGUUCGCGCGGUCGUGCUCAUUGGUACGGUAUUACUUUGUUUUCAAAUUAUAUUUUCUGUCAAUUUCCCAUCCGUGGAAAAGCCUACGGCAAUACUUUCUAAUCCGUCUGUAUGGAACCUUUUUUUUUUUUUUUUACAAAUCAUGUUCUCUGCCUAAAGCUAUUGUUUAUGGCGACCACUUGUGAGCCAGGCAUGUCAAUAUGGACGAGUAACAUCGAUGGCGAAAUGACACCGGGGAUUUAAUAGCUGUCACCGCAGCCACUGAAAUCAUAUCCUGCAAAUAUUGGCAGGUGACAAAUUCACCUGGAUGUCAGCCUACUUUUUUUUCGCUGACCCUUUUCAACAGACGGGGUUAUUGUAUAUAGCACAGGGACCGCACAUCUUCCAUAUUCCCGAAAGGAAAUAAUACGAUUUUGAACUGCAUACUGUUUAUUGGGAUUGAGUCAUGGAUUACAACAUUUGCAUUGUCCAUUCUUCGCGUGUUCUCGAUGCUUAGACCGCAUUAUUUGCGAACAGAUUUGGUGAUUUUAAUUUGCAUUUAACAAUGAGAUUUCAAAUCCGUUUGGGAAAGUAGUUAUAUGUGAAGUGGUCUGUUCUGCAUUCUCUGUAUUACUUACAACACCCAAACAUGACAAGCACCGGACCCGUUAUCGUGUUUGAGUGGCUGAAGACCCUCCAGCUCUCUCAGUAUGUGGAGUCCUUCGUGGAUAACGGCUACGAUGAUCUGGAAGUUUGCAAACAAAUUGGGGACCCCGACCUGGAUGCUAUCGGUGUAUACAUACCGCACCACCGGCAACGGAUCCAUGACGCGGUGCAAAGGCUGAAAGACGAGGAUAAGGAAACUGCGGCGGGGCUGUAUUUUACGCUUGAGCCGAUGCCCCCCGCGUCUGAAAUGUACACCAGGCAUCUGGUGGACCAGUACGAUUCCAAACUGCGGGCGUCCAAGUCUUGGACCGAAUCGAACAGUGACCGGGUGGGGGGAAAAGGGGGCGCGUAUCUGGGCGCACAGAGGAACCUGACGCUUGGCAAGCGGAGGGAGUUGGUGAUUUACCCCAAAUUGAAGCUGAAGAUCAUGAUUAGAGAUAAACUAAUCAAAGAUGGAGUCAACCUCGCCAGGCCGCCAUACUCAAACAAGGAUGGUUCUCUGGGGAACAUUGAUGACCUGGCCCAGGAGUACUCAGAGUACUACAACACCUCAUUCAGUGACGUAAGCGACCGCAUGGAGGAGCUACGCAAGAGACGUGUGUCCCAGGACCUCGACAUGGAGAACGUUGACACAAGCUCCACCUCCCCGCAGCUUCGCUCAGAGAUACAAGAGUCCCUUGGCUUCAGCAGUGAGGUGUCCACUCCAGAGACAGAGAGAAAGAUGUCUCUGCAGAAGUCCAGCUCUGAAGACGGAGGCUAAGGCAAAUGGGAUUGGAAUGACAAGAAGAACAAGUCGAAUGUUCAGAACUUUACAGUAGUGUUUAGUGACCCUCAUUCUCUGACCGAGAGUGAGAGAGAGGACAUAGACGUGGCCAGUGAGAUCACCAUGAGUGACGAAGAGCGCAUCCAGCUGAUGAUGAUGGUGAAGGAGAAGAUGAUCACUGUUGAAGAGGCUUUAGCUCGGCUGAAGGAGUAUGAGAGCCACAGCAGACAGUCCAGCAGUACUGACACUGCAGAGUGGACUGACGGAUCCAGUCCCAAUCUAAACCAGUCCUCUAACUGCAACUCUCGGGAGCAGUCUGAUGAUGAGCAGUCAGAGGACUCUGUGAAGUUCAAACGGCUCCACAAGCUGGUCAACUCUACCCGCCGUGUCAGGAAGAAACUCAUCAAGGUGGAAGAGGGGAAGAGACCCAUCUCCGAAGAUUCUUUGAGACUGGAGGUGUCUUCGACCUGUGAGGACAACACAGCCCUGUACACAGGGGUCCUGAAGAAGUCCAGCCUGCCCCAGGAUGCCUCCCUGUCCUCCCUGACCCAGGACCAGCUCUCUCUCGACGGGGACACAGACAGCCUGACCACCUCCCCUUCCUCCAGCAGCCUGGACACCACCUGGUCCGGACACAAGCUGGUCAAGACCUUUUCUAAGUCCAGCAGCACCCACGGCCUCAUCCGACCCCCCAGGAAAGUCCCUGCUGGGUCUGGGCGUCUGGUAGCCGUCGGGGUGGAAGAUAGUGGUUCCUCCUUCUCAGAGCUGGACGGCUGUGGAGCCGAGGAAGAAGAGAAGGUGUCAUGCUCCAUGACGGAGGGCGAGAUGAGGAAAGCCAUGACCUCUCUCUCCCACGGGAGGACGUGUAGUUUCGGAGGGUUUGACCUGUCCAACAGGUCACUCCAUGUGGUCAGUGCAGGCUCGGAGCCCAAUAGUAAGUAUCCAGAGGCUGUAUACCGGGAGGUCGUCAAGUCUCCCACGACGUCUCGUAUCUCUCUGGGGAAGAAGGUCAAGUCUGUAAAAGAAACCAUGAGGAAACGGAUGUCCAAGAAGUACAGCAGCUCACUGUCUGAACAGUCGAGCCCAGAUGGGGCACCCAGCUCCCCCCAGUCCCCACCGCCAGACACAGAUUCCCUGGAGAAACCCAAACUGAAGGCUGGAGGAUCAGUGGAGAGCCUCCGGAGCUCCCUCAGCGGACAGAGCUCCAUGAGUGGUCAGACGGUCAGCACCACAGACUCGUCAGCCAGUAACAGAGAGAGUGUCAAGUCUGAGGAUGGAGAUGACGAGGAGCCUCCCUACAGAGGGCCCUUCUGUGGCAGAGCACGAGUACACACUGACUUCACCCCUAGCCCCUACGAUUCAGAUUCCCUCAAACUAAAGAGAGGGGAUGUGAUUGACAUCAUCAGUAAGCCCCCCAUGGGGACAUGGAUGGGUCUACUCAACAACAAGGUGGGCACCUUUAAGUUCAUCUAUGUGGACGUGCUGAGUGAGGAGGAGGAGAAGCCCAAGAGAUCCGUCAGAAGGAAGAGGAAGGGCAGACCUCCCAAACCCACCUCUGUAGAGGAGCUGCUCGAACGCAUCAACCUCAAGGAGCACAUGCCUACCUUCUUAUUUAACGGCUAUGAGGACCUGGACACCUUCAAGCUGUUGGAGGAGGAGGAUCUAGAUGAGCUCAACAUCAGAGACCCUCAACACAGAGCUGUGUUGCUCACCGCCGUGGAGCUACUGCAGGAGUAUGACAGCAGCAGUGAACCGGAGCGUAGCGGCCUGUCAGGCUCUCAGGAGAAGCUGCUGUUAGAGGGCCACGGCCUGGUCGGCGACUCGCCACGUGACUCUGGCUGCUACGAAAGCAAUGAGAACCUGGAGAAUGGCAAGAGCAGAAAGACAUCUCGCUCCAACCGCUCCUCUGUAGGCCUCCAGUCCCCAGACUACCCUACCCUGCCCAUGACCCAGUCCACUGAGGCCCUGCAGCAGAGCAAGAUGGAGCGCACAGUCAACUUCACCAAGCACUUCUUCCUCAAGCCCACCUUGAGGGGCUUGAGCAUGCUGGGGCUGAGGAAGGGCCCCCGCCAGACCCCCAUGCCAGCCAGUUUCAGCUGUGAGGACCUGGACGGGCCACUGGAGGCCACCAGCCCCCAGGCCUGGAAGAGAUCCCACUCCCUGGGAGAUCUCCACUGGGAACAGGCCUUCCACCAGAAGAAGGACCACAGCCUGGAACCCAAGCCCGCUAAUGGAGGCUCCAAGUUGGGCACCACCAGCCCAGUGAAGGGCCUCCAGGCUCAUGGAGAUAGGGGUUCACCACCGGCUCAGAAUGGGGGGAUUUCUGUGAGCCCUAAAGGACGUUCUGACCUCCCCCCUGUGCCCUCCCAGCUGCCCCUCAGACCACCCUGUUCCAUUGCCUUGCUUCCCCAGCCCCAGAAAAGCCUGCCCAACCUGAUCUCCAGCCCUCCCGAAACCCAGCUGGGGGAGAGAAGCAUCUGGACUCACCCCAAAAAGCCCCCAGUGCCCCCUCCUGUCCCAAUCAAGAAGUCCGAGGAGUGCCUAGCCAAUGGGAUGUGCCACCCCUCUCUUGUCCUCUCCUCCCCAACUCAUUCCUAUUCCUCCACCAACUCUCAUCCCCCCAGCCCUGUCAUCAGCAGCCCCAGUUCCAGGGCUCCAGCCCUCCCCAGUAAGGCCUCUAGUACCCAUAUCUCCCCCUCUCCAGCCAGCCCUACUCCAGCCUCCCCUGCCUCCACCACCACACCCCCUCUAGAACCAGAGGAACCAGGCACACCACCGGCCGUGCCCCCUCCUUGGCUGUCUGACCUGCCCGAGUCGGCCUGCCCUCAGGCUCAGAUCCAGGGGGGUAGUGGCAAGAUGACGGUGGCCAGGAAGGUGUCCCAUGUUAAGAUGGCCGUCGAUCUCCACACCGUGCUGGAGCAGAGACUGGAGGCCGAGGGCAUUGACCUCACAGAGGAACCCUACUCAGACAAGCAUGGUCGGUGUGGUAUCCCCCAGCCCCUGGUGCAGCGCUACAGUGAAGACCUGGAGCAGCCAGUGAAAGAUGUUGCCCCCGCCAUAGACCAGGUCCGCCUCAAGCUGCUCCGCAAGCAGCACCGCAUGGCUAUCCCGUUUGGAGGUUUAACAGAGAUGUGCAGGAAGCCUCUCUCCCCGGGUCACUUGAGCACCGUCUCUGAUUGGUUGGUGUCCAUCGGCCUGCCUAUGUACGCCACGUACCUGGAAGCGGCAGGAUAUGACACGUUGGGGCACGUGUCAUCUCUCACGGAGAGCGGUGUGUGGGAGGCGGGUGUGAGGGACGAGAGACACGCCCGUAGACUGGUCAGCGAGGCCCGUUUGGUCAGCGCACACAGAGAUGCACAGUCAUAACUGUGACAGUGGAACCAAAGCAGGUGAAAACUCAGAAAUUUGAACGGCUAUGUCAUGGCUGUCGUCUCAGUUGACAGCACAGCUUUAAACAGCUAUUGAGGCUUUUGACUGGACUGCGGAUGGCUCGCUGUUGCAGCCCAGCCCACACCUGAAACUUAAGAGCAGAAAAUCUGUUCUUAUUCCCCUGUCUCUUUAUCAAUCUAUUUCUGUCUUGUUUACGGUGAAAUUGUUCCCGACUGUCGAGAACAGUUAUCAGAUGCCUUUAAAUCUCUCUCUCUCUCUCUCUGAAACAUCCUCCCCAGUCUUAUAACUCAAGACUGAGAAGUACUGCCUUGAAGGAAAAAUAGCACAGUCUCUCUUUUUUUUAGGUUUGACUUUAUAUAAAGGUAUUAAAGACUCUUUAUCAGUGUUUUCCCUGUGUUUAAUAAGUGCUUAAUUUUCUGCUCGUGUGAGACAAAAGCACAGGAGAGUAAUAAGAAUAUGUAGCUUGGCCAAAGCAAUUUCUUUCAAAUCAAACCAAAACAAACUCUAUUUGUCACAUGCGCCGAAUACAACAAGUGUAUAUUUUAACGUGGAAUGCCUACUUACAAGCCCUCAACCAACAGUGCAGUUCAAGAAGAGUUAAGAAAAUAUUUACCAAGUAGACUCAAAUAAAAAGUAAUAAUAAAAAGUAACACAAUAAGAAUAACAAUAACGAGGCUAUGUACAGGGGGCACCGGUAUUUUAAUGUACAUUUUUACUUUUGUUGUUAAUCCCAUUGCCAAAUGCUAUAGCAAGACUGGACAAUGGGUUUUCUUACAGUUAAUCAACUAAAACAUUACACAAAACAUGAAAUGGGCAAACAAUGCUGUUGUAUUGGGAUUUCAAAUCCUAAUUUUCUAUCAUGCUAUAGUGUUUUUGUAAUAUACUGUACCAUAUAUUCUAAUUUCAAGGUGUUUUUACAGUAUGUGUGUUCAAUAGUAUUUGUUUGUCUGCUUUGUGGAAUGUCAAUGUCUGAAAUGUCUUCAGACCAUCUCAGUUAAUGUAAGUAGACAGUCAGACAGAUAUCGAUAUGAUUAUAUUGCAGAAUUCAAAACUUAUCUUAAUUGCAUUUAAUCCUCCAAUAUGUAGGUCCUUACAGUAAGGCUGUCUACACAGUACCGCUCUAAUCAUCUUUCAUGUUAGAUCAGCUUUCCUUUGCAGACUCCAUAUGUCUAAACGAGCUCAUUUUAAGUUGCCUUACCAUUAUGUAAAGAAAACAGUGAGAUAAAUAUCUAUUCAUGUACUCAGCAUUAUAAAUAGGCAUUUCAACCCCCAUCCACAUUCCCUUUGACUAAGGCUUGAUUUUUUCACAGCCUCGCCAGGCCUAUAUGUUUUGAAUGUGCAAAGGCUUGUAACGACGGUGAUUGUUAGUUGCGCACACACACACACACACACACACACACACACACACACACACACACACACACACACAAACACACAAACACACACGUGAUUAGCUUCCUGCAGAUGUAUGGGAUCAAAGUACACACAUUAGCAGCCACAUAGCUCAACUGGUGGUUUCCUUGUUAAGCACAGAUGUUAAUCCACAGGAAGUCUAAUUUAAACAUAGUGUCCCCAUAUUCAACAGCCGGCCACAGCACCACUCAGUACUACAGUCUUAGAGAGAGACACAGUCAGGGAGGACAGAUGAGAUUGGGAGAUGGUCACCUCACCUCUGUAGGGAUGUACUGAAUCCCCAUUCACUGAAACAGCAGGCCAGACCUGUGAGUCCCUAGCAGUGGAUUCCUGGUCCAAGCUUGGUGUGAGUGGAUCCACCCACGUAAUGUCAUUAUACUUGUGUGAAGUACUUCAUAUUGCAAACAAUUAUCCCUAGCUCUCGGGUUUCAAAAUAAAAGUUUGACAGAGUGGUGUAACAUCAGGGAGGCUUUUGCAGUGGACACUCGAAAGAAGUUUGAUGCCUUUUCUCUUAAAUCAUAGUGGUGCUCCAGGUUAGUAGUGGUAGGGGGAGUUUUUCAAGAAACAAAAAUACCUAACAUUGAAGAUUUUUUUGUAAAGAAAAAAUAUUGUCACUGUAAAAUGCACUUUAGAAAGUAAAUUAGAAAAUUCACGCAAAAUUUGCAAAAUUUUCUUUAAGUCCAUAAGCGGACAUUUCUUUUCAGGUAAGGUAAAGGGUUUGAAUGGGUUAUACUGGGAUUUAGUUAUCUUAGUAUUGAGUUCCCAAUGCCAAGUCAAUGUACAAAUGUAAUUAAUAAUCAUUCAUGAAUUAACCUGUUCCAAUGACUUAACUUCCAAUUUGUUUUUGCAAUCGUACAAAAAAACAUAAUUACAUAAAUGAAAUGAUUAACAAGAGUUGCACAUUCUGUAUAUGUCAUUUGGUAUUUAAAUAACUUAUUUUGGGGCUUUUCAUAUCAACUGUAAGUAUUAGCUGUACUAUACACAUAGCAAAACCUUCCUGCAUAUUGCUUUAGCUAGUGAAAAGCUACAGUGUGUAAUGUAAAGUAUAAGUGUACAAAUGAUUUUCUUUGGUUUCAACUAUCUAAUGAUUGUCUAUAAAGAUCUGCUUGUGUUUUGAAACAAAAAAUGAUGUCUAACUAUGUAAUUCUGAAAAAUAAUAAAAAAACAUUUCUUGCCA
Messenger RNA from Oncorhynchus masou masou (cherry salmon), 7711 nucleotides. Its product is annotated as SAM and SH3 domain-containing protein 1-like. Gene Ontology annotation, molecular function: protein binding. The transcript has 20 exons. The record is from RefSeq and is a predicted model, not a curated record. Lineage: Eukaryota; Metazoa; Chordata; Actinopteri; Salmoniformes; Salmonidae.